GGCCGUCCCAUGGUGCCGCGCGCGGCCCAGGAGGGGGCGGGGCCUCCGGGCGGCUGGCCACGUCCCCGGGCCACGUCGCCGCCGCCGCCAUUUUGCCGGGGAGGAGCUGCCUCAGGUCGGGCUGUCGGACGGCGCCGCUCCGCUCCCUCUCACUCGCUCCCUCUCUCUCUCUCUCUCCCUCUCUCUCUCCUCUCUCGCACGGCCACGCUCGCUCGCCCGCCCGCCCGCCAUGAACAUCUUUCGGUUGACCGGCGACUUCUCGCACUUGGUGGCCAUCAUCAUCCUGCUGCUGAAGAUAUGGAAGACGCGGUCGUGCGCCGGAAUCUCUGGGAAGAGUCAGAUUCUGUUUGCUUUGGUCUUUGUCACUCGAUACUUGGAUCUGUUCACCAUUUUUAUCUCCUUCUACAACAGCUGCAUGAAGAUCAUCUACAUUGCUUGUUCCUUUGCCACAGUGUACAUGAUCUACUUCAAGUUUAAGGCUACAUAUGAUGGAAACCAUGACACAUUCCGGGUGGAAUUCCUGGUUGUCCCUGUUGGUGGAUUGUCUUUCCUGGUCAAUCAUGACUUCUCUCCAAUGGAGAUUCUGUGGACAUUCUCAAUCUAUUUGGAAUCGGUUGCAAUCCUGCCACAGCUCUUCAUGAUCAGUAAGACCGGUGAAGCAGAAACCAUCACCACUCAUUACCUCUUCUUCCUUGGCAUGUAUCGUGCCCUGUACCUUAUCAACUGGAUCUGGCGCUAUUACUUUGAGGGGUUCUUUGACCUCAUUGCUAUUGUGGCAGGAGUGGUUCAGACCAUCCUCUACUGCGACUUUUUCUAUUUGUAUGUUACAAAAGUUCUGAAAGGAAAGAAGCUGAGUUUGCCAGCUUAAGUGCCAAAGAUCGUCAGAACUUCUGUCGUUGGUCGUCUCCACACAAAGGAAGCAUUACCACAAAAACCAAGAGCGUAAGAUGCCUAAAACAGAGAGCAGGGGCGUACACUGAGUAGUAUUUGAAGUUAAUGUUAGCAGCUGAUCUGUCGUAUAAUGGACCACAAACUUCAGUUUUCUGUUUUAUGCAUCUUGCCUUUUUUAUUACAAUGUAAAAAUAUAUUUUCUACAAAAAUAUAUGCUGAAAGGAUGAAUUACUUGCAGUGGUUUAAAACAAAAUCUUACAGUCUUGGAUAGGAAAUGCACCACAUGUUUCUAGCUGAGCUGUUUACAAGGAUUAAGUGCAAAUUGUUUGAAAGAAAUUUGGAAAUGACUGACCCAGUUAAUUUACUUUGUAACGCAACAUCUGACGGACAAAACCGGUCUGUAAUUUUCCAACCACUUGCUGUAUUUAUUUGAAUUUGCCAAAUUUUUUUUUGAAACUCGUUGAUUCUGUCCCCAGCUGCCACCUUUUGCUUCAACCUACCAUUCAAAACACUAGAAUUGUCUCGAGGCUGAUGUAAUGAAUUCUACCCUAGUCAUCUGUCUGACAAGGUUUCCUUUAUUCAAUCAGUGGUUAAACCACCUUCAGAUGGAAUGCAUAUGUUCUGUCAUUUGGCAUAUGUUCACAUGUGAACAUGGAACAUGAAUAAAGAUCAUAAAAACCUAACUACAUUAGAUGUGCAUAUUACUGAUUGGAAAGUGGUUUGGACAGUAUAAUGGUUUAAGUAUUCAUGGGACCAUAAGGCUUUGAGUUUGAUCUUGGGGGGUUUUACUUUGUUGAACAAAUCACCUAGAAUCGUUGACCUCGACAACCACUCUUAUUACUUUUGAAACAUUGAGAGGUUUAUCUUGUAGUUUUUUUUACACUGAGCUGUUGCAUGAUAUCUUGUGAUACUGCCCAAUAAACAUUUUAUGAAAAACUUU
Molecule: messenger RNA, 1831 nt
Organism: Pristis pectinata (smalltooth sawfish)
Lineage: Eukaryota; Metazoa; Chordata; Chondrichthyes; Rhinopristiformes; Pristidae
Gene: kdelr2b
Product: KDEL endoplasmic reticulum protein retention receptor 2b
Exons: 5
Coding region: 230-868 (212 amino acids)
Biological process (GO): protein retention in ER lumen; endoplasmic reticulum to Golgi vesicle-mediated transport
Cellular component (GO): membrane; cis-Golgi network; endoplasmic reticulum
Molecular function (GO): ER lumen protein retrieval receptor activity
Source: RefSeq, a predicted model, not a curated record